Messenger RNA from Clunio marinus, 288 nucleotides. The record is from the annotation of a GenBank genome assembly. NCBI's taxonomy places the organism in Eukaryota, Metazoa, Arthropoda, Insecta, Diptera, Chironomidae.
AUGGAAAAAUUGUUGAGUAUAUUUACACAAAAAGUCCAUCAAAGUUUUGUGGUUUAUUUUGCGUUGAUUUCUUUUCCGAGAAUUGUUCUUGACCGAAAUUUAUUGUCUUUGACUUUAUUUCGUUUUGUUGGGAGAGUGAAUUAUGUAUUAAAAUAUAUUAAUGGUGAAGUAGCCGAAAAGCUUUCACAAUCUACUGAAUGCAAUGAACAAACAAAAAAACCAAUGUUGCAUAAAUGCAAUGGGGUUGGUUGGAAACAACAUGGUUCGACAUUAAAGCAAGCUUCGUAA